UAAAUCGCGAGCUUUCCCUUUCUCUGUCCGAACGAACGACGUCGAAUUCUAGAUUGUUCGACGGCGAUGGGAGCUGGGAGAGAAGUCAGCGUAUCACUAGAUGGAGUCAGAGACAAAAACUUGAUGCAGCUCAAGAAACUCAACACGGUUCUCUUCCCUGUUCGCUACAGCGACAAGUACUACGCCGAUGCAAUCGCUUCCGGCGAAUUCACCAAGCUUGCAUAUUACAGUGACAUAUGUGUUGGAGCUAUCGCCUGUCGUCUGGAGAAGAAAGAAGGUGGGGGCAUGCGAAUUUAUAUAAUGACGCUUGGUGUUCUUGCCCCAUACCGUGGGAUUGGCAUUGGUUCAAAGCUAUUGAAUCAUGUUCUUGACAUGUGCUCAAAGCAAAACAUGUGUGAGAUAUACUUGCACGUGCAGACAAACAACGAAGACGCGAUCAAGUUCUACAAGAAGUUUGGGUUUGAGAUCACAGAUACCAUACAAAACUAUUACAUCAACAUUGAACCAAGUGAUUGCUACGUUGUCAGCAAGUCCUUCGCUCAGUCUGAAGCCAACAAAUGAUGAAAAAUACCCAACUCGGGGAAGCCAUUCCUCCCCCAGUUUGUUUCUUUGUUUGUUCAAUUCAAGAUCUAUUAAUGUUAUGAUGAUAGUCGGUUUCCGAGUUUUGCUUGUCUUGUUGACCUUAAAGGUUUCUUAUUGAUUCUAGAUUUAUAGAUUCAUGGUUAUAUACUUGCUGGUUUUGGACCUUUUUUUUGUUUGGGGAAGUUUUAACUUUGCAAUUCAAAGCUUUAUACUCAGUA
Molecule: messenger RNA, 800 nt
Organism: Camelina sativa (false flax)
Lineage: Eukaryota; Viridiplantae; Streptophyta; Magnoliopsida; Brassicales; Brassicaceae
Biological process (GO): mitotic sister chromatid cohesion
Cellular component (GO): NatA complex
Molecular function (GO): N-acetyltransferase activity
Source: RefSeq, a predicted model, not a curated record